UGUGGUGUGCACGUGCAGACGAAUUUAUGUUCUGCAUGGUGACUGAAAAGUUUCUGUAAAAUUGUGUAUUUAGAUUUAAAGAUGCCGGAUCCGUUUGAAAUAGUUGUAGGAACGUAUGAGCAAUACGUGCUCGGUUAUAAAGUGAACAGUAUCGUCAAUGAAUACAAAAUGGAAAGAACAUUUGCGACGCACAGUCAUGUGGCUAGUGUGCGGAGCAUUGCAACUAAUAAACAUUAUUUAACGUCCGGAGGUGCAGACGACUCUGUUUGUUUAUACAAUAUGCGUUACAGACUCGAAUCUGGCAAAUUGGUACACCAUAACGAUACAGUGAACUGCAUCGCGUUUACUCCGGAAGCGUCUCAUAUGUUUACAUGCAGCAACGACGGCAGUAUAGUUGCGAUUCGAUGUGGUAACUGGCAAAUUGACAAACAUUGGAAGAAACCACACAAAGGUUUAGCGGUUAAUACCAUGGCAAUCCAUCCUACCGGAAAAAUCGCUUUAUCUACAGGAGCUGACGGAAUUCUUCGAACUUGGAAUUUAGUGAAAGGAAGACAGGCGUACGCGACCAACUUGACACCGCGAUUAAAAUUGGACGCACGAAACGUAACUGUUCUGAAAUGGAGUCCGAACGGUGAAAAGUAUUUGCUCGCUGUAAAUCAACGAAUAGACAUAUAUUCGGUAGAAUUGGCUGGAAUCGACAGCGAGAUUAAAUUGGAUGUAAAAAUCGUUUGCGUAGAAUUCUUGAGGGACAAUUUAAUCGCUGUCGGUUUAGAAAACGGUCAGAUUAGAUUUUACGAUCUCGAGAAGUCAGAACAAACUGUGGAAGCGUUGGCUCAUGACAUUAGAGUAAAAUGUAUGGCUUUUAAGGACAACUUAUUGGUAACUGCUUCGAGUUCUGGUGAGAUAAAACUUUGGAGAUACAGCAAAAAUAGAUUGGACAUGUUGCAGAGCGUGAAUUGUGGCGCUAGAAUUACCUGCCUGACUCUCGCAAUGCCGUGCAACAAUAUCAUAUGGUACAAUGAAGUUAAAUUGGAAGACGAGCAAGAGCAGGCUAAACGGAUAAAAUUUCGGUUACGCCAGGAGGUCGUUAUAGAAAAGGAAGGGGAUUGGGAUGUAACGUCGGUUACAGUUCCUCGAAUGGGAUUGAUGGAAAAGAAAAAGAAGAAGAGAAGAAGUACGGGAAAAGAGGAUGUUCCGAGUUUAUGCGAUAAGAAAAGAAAGGUAUCGACUUUAAAGAAAAAAGUAAGAGAGGAAGGAGAGGAGGAGGAGGAGGAGGAGGAGGAGGAGGAGGAGUGCUGUAUAAUCAUGAACGUUCCGAAGAAAAAGAAAAAAUCAGCAAAUUGGAUGAUCGAAAAUGAACAGGAGAUCAUUGUCGAGAAAAAGAAAAGGAAAACCGAUAAACCAUCUUCAAAAGGAGCAAAAGCAUUAAAUGGGGACGGUAAUUUCAAAGUGGAUAACGUAACUGUUAAGAGGUUAAAAAAGAAAUCGAUACGAUCGAAAGAUAACGACGAGGAAGUAUUUCCACAAAAGAGGAGAAAGACAACGACGAUAGAAUCGACGAUGGUUGGAACAAUUCCCAAGAAGAAGAAGAAGAAGAAGAAGAAGAUUAAGCAAUGA
This is a messenger RNA of Dufourea novaeangliae, 1617 nucleotides long. Its product is annotated as p21-activated protein kinase-interacting protein 1-like. The record is from RefSeq and is a predicted model, not a curated record. The transcript is spliced from 3 exons. Lineage: Eukaryota; Metazoa; Arthropoda; Insecta; Hymenoptera; Halictidae. Bases 82 to 1617 code for a protein of 511 amino acids. Gene Ontology annotation, molecular function: protein binding.